UCUCAAUCGACUCCCAGCACUUACGCCAAAACAUAAUGCUGAACAACAAGCCGACCCAGGCUGAGCAGGCAGUACACACUGAAGCCGAGCAGCAUAGUUGCGAACAGUACGUCGAAUCCGAUGCAGCGACCCUUGACCCACCUCCCAACGAGGGUGCGACUGACCCCGCAAAGGAAUUCCCCGCGCACACACGGUAUGCCGUUGUUGCCAGUUGCUUUAUGAUGCAAGCUCUUGCCUGCGGUACUAUCCACGCGUGGGGCAUUCAGCAGGAGUACCUGGCGGCACAUAACUUUGCUGGCAAUGAAAGCAAGAUCAAGACACUGAGCUACAUCGGCACGCUUAUGUAUUUCAGUCAGUACCUGUGGGGAAUGCUCGCUGGCUGGAUGGCCGACGUCUGGUCGUAUCGCAAAGUGUGCUUCAUCGGUGUUGUUUUUCUGGCCAUAGGUCCGCUCGUAGCGUCAUUCUGCAACCAGCCUUGGCAGUACUGCCUGACGCAGGGAAUCUUGUUUGGGCUCGGUGCCGGCCUGGUAUUCAACCCAACAUCGACAGCCCCGGCUCGGUGGUUCACUACGCGGCGCGGACUGGCGACUGGAAUCACGGUUGCUGGAGUGGGCGUGGGCGGGCUGGUGAUCGCCCCGCUCACUGAGUUCCUUGUGCAAAAUGUCGGAGUACCUUGGAGCCAGCGAAUUGCAGCAAUCUACCUGUUCGUCCUCGGCUCUAUUUCCUGCUAUUUCGUGCGUGUGCCAUUUCAGGACAAGACACGGACGCUCAAUAACUUUGACUGGUCUGCGUUCCGUGAUCGUCGUUUCGCAGUCCAUGCGCUCAUGGUGUCUUUUGUCACUGCUGCUUACCUGGUGCCCUAUACGUAUCUGCCUCAGUUUUGGACAUCGAAGGGGAUCAGCUCCAAGACCGCGUCAGUUUUGAUUGCCAUUGCCAAUGUUUCAUCGGCGGUUGGUCGUCUUGCCAUGGGAUUUUCUGCGGACAGCAUUGGUGUUCUGAACUCGCUGGUCCUGAGCUUGGCAAUCUCCACGGUUGCUGCGCUCCUGAUUUGGCCGUUUGCUACGAGUAUCGGCGCUGGACUUGUGAUGGGCAUCUUUUACGGAUUUGCUGCCGGCGGAUAUUGGACACUGCUUCCUUUGGCUGCUGCAAAGCUCUUCGGUGUAGACAAGCUGGCAAGCUACACUGGAAUUUUCUAUAGCCUGUCAGCGGUCAGCGCUUGGCUAGGAAAUCCGGUCGCCGGAGCAAUUUUGGCAAAUCCUGGGCACGGCACCAACUACAUUGGGAUGAUUGUUUACAUUGGUGUUCUGUGGGCGGUAGCGCUUGUCUUUGCGACAAUCAACCGGCGCUCAUACUCCCACAGGAUCUUUGUCAAGGAAUAGAUACUAAUAGCUAUGUUUACUUCUAAUAAUUUACUGGUUUAUCACGAUUAAAGACGC
Molecule: messenger RNA, 1436 nt
Organism: Linderina pennispora
Lineage: Eukaryota; Fungi; Kickxellomycota; Kickxellomycetes; Kickxellales; Kickxellaceae
Product: MFS general substrate transporter
Exons: 2
Coding region: 36-1379 (447 amino acids)
Biological process (GO): transmembrane transport
Cellular component (GO): fungal-type vacuole membrane
Molecular function (GO): transmembrane transporter activity
Source: RefSeq, a predicted model, not a curated record